Molecule: messenger RNA, 4179 nt
Organism: Octopus bimaculoides (California two-spot octopus)
Lineage: Eukaryota; Metazoa; Mollusca; Cephalopoda; Octopoda; Octopodidae
Biological process (GO): regulation of transcription by RNA polymerase II
Cellular component (GO): nucleus
Molecular function (GO): DNA-binding transcription factor activity, RNA polymerase II-specific; RNA polymerase II cis-regulatory region sequence-specific DNA binding
Source: RefSeq, a predicted model, not a curated record
UCGUUGUUAUUGUUGUUGUUGGCGAUGGCGUUGUAGCAGUAGUAGUAGUAGUAGUGGUUGUUGUUGUUGUGAAUGCAAGUUCGAUCGACGGUCGAAAUUGGCCGCUGCCCGCCCGCUCGCCUGCCAGCCAGCCAGCCUGCCUGCUUUCAACAGUUAGCCGCCGAGAGCCGCGCAGGGCGCGAUCCCCGACUCCCAAACCAAAAAAAAGCAUGCCUCGCUCGUUCAUGGUGAAAUGUGGAGUGAGACGGCGCUGUGGACUUCAGUCGUCACCCAACCGGGUGGAUUCUGACUACCUGGAGGAGUACUUCCCCGCAAUCAAAAAUGGUAUUGUAUUCACUGCCGCAGCUAUUCCCCCGGCUACACCACCUGAAGCGGAAAGUGAACCAUCAUGCUCUUCAUCCAGCGCAAACAGUCCAUUGGCAUUGUCCAGUGGUCCGCCUUCACCAAUCCGUAUUGAGAAACCCACUCCACAGUUCCACAGAGCCACCUUCUCUCUCAAUCUGGCAAACCGCUAUGGUACACUCCCGGUUUAUCACUUUGAACCUCGGGAUCCAAUUGACUACUACCACCCAGAUUACAUGCAUUCGACGUUCCGGAAACUGUUGGACGAUUUCGUAUCAUGGCCUCGACCUAUAAAAGCUUUGCCGGAAACUAACCCCAUCAAACCGUAUUCUGCAGAUGCUGUUACCUACGUUCGUGGCCAUACACCCCUCUCAAGCAGCAGCAACAUUAGCAAUAGCAGCAGCGGCAGCAGUUGUAUUGGUGGUAUUGAUGGUAGUAGUAGUGGUGGUGGUGGCGGCGGUGGAGGUACCUGUAGUGGCAGUGAUCACAGUAUCAGCAAUGACAACAGCAACUGCAGCAAUCAUAAGAACAACAAUAUCAACGGCAGCAGCAGUGAUGUAACAAAGGACAACAACAAUAACAACAACAAUAAAAAUAUUAAUAAUAAUAAUAAUAAUAUUAAUAAUAAUAAUAAUAAUAAGACAUCGCUGACAAGAUCAAUUUUAAAACAGCAUUAUCCUACCCACCAUCAUCACCACCAUCAUCACCAUCAUCAUCAUCACAACCAGCAUCAGCAGCAACAGUAUCAUCAUCAUGGUUAUUCUCAUCGUCACCUCCGGGAGGGAAAAGAAGGCGAAGAGGAAGAGCAAAAACGUCAAGUAAAAGAACAAGAAGAAGAAGAACAGUUGCAGCAGCAGCAGCAGCAUCAACAAGAUGAACAGCAGCAACAACAACCAAAAGAGCAGGAGGAGCAAGAAGAACAAGAAUGCUUUCUUAACUCAAACAUACAAAAUUUCAAGUCGAAAUCUUACCUUAACUCCGACAUCAACAACAGCAUCAACAACAGUAAACAUGAUGACAGAGAUCAUCUGAAUUACAGUCACCGAAGGGAUGGCAACGAGACUAUUUACGAUGACACUAUUAUGAAUUGUCACUACGAUUCGAAACUGUAUCCUAAAGACUUCACCGUCCCAACUUCUUCGUCCAUUUCCAUCUCCACUUCUUCCACAUCCUCGUCCCCCGCUGAAAACAUUAUCACUCAGAGCCCCUCCUCUCCUCCGAACCCGCCCUCACCACCAUCACCAAUCAUAGGAGACGAAGGCAACCACCGUCCCGACGAAAGCUACCGGCGCAUCCCGCAUCCACACCAAAACUCAUUACUGCAUCAUUUUCAACAUCAGCAACAUCAGCUGCUGCUCCAACAGCAACAACAACAACAUCAAUACCAACAACAUCAUCAUCUCCAAUCACACCAACAUCAUCUUCAUCACCAACACCAUCCACAUCAUCUGCCGCAUUUAACUAACUCGGCUUUUUUCACUCAACGUGAAAUCCCAACUUACCCGUUUAGGACGGGUCUGGAAAAUCUUCAUCGCACCACUACGACCCUCCAUGGCAUCGGAGGAAGAGAUAAUCAUGGAAAUAUUUCGGGUAGAAGCAAUCUUGGUCUCAGCAAUGUUGCUAGCAUGGGUAACUCUGGUUUUGGUGUUGCAGCCCCUACAGUCGACAGUUCGAACGGCGCUGCUGGGGAUUUGAUUCGAGUUAGUAUGGUCGGACCACCAGGGGUCGUCAGUCGAUCCGGUUUAGGUGGGUUACUAGGUGGUCUUGCUCUCCACCAUUCACCCACCACGGCAGCCCUGUCUUUCUCUCAUAUGCCCCCACAGUUCCAUAUGCAUUCACACCAGCACCACUCUAAUUCGAACACACAUAGCAAUCACAACAGCAUGAACGGUGGCAGCAACAACAGCCAACACCCACACCAGCAUAAUCAUCAUCACCAUCACCAUCAUCCACUUGGACAACAACCACAACCAUCACAACAACAACAGCCCCAUCACCAUUCCCACCCACUUCAGAACCACCCUCAUUCAGUACUGCAUCCAUCUCACCAGACGAGUCCUCAAUCCCAGACUUCAUUACCACCACCGCCGCCGCCACCACCACUGCCACCACCACCACCACCACCACUACCACCACCAUUGCCACCAGCCCCGCCACCUCCACCACCGUCUCAAGCAUCCAUCAUACCACCGUUGUCUCUCUGUUCGUCCACUUCGAUAUCGCCUCCUCCUCCGUCUUCGAUUUCCCUCUCCUCGUUGCAGGCAACAGUGACUGACAAACUCUUCCAGUGUAAGCAGUGUGGCAAGUGCUUCAAACGUUCCUCAACUCUGUCAACCCACUUACUCAUUCACAGUGACACUAGACCCUAUCCGUGUCAGUACUGCGGUAAGCGCUUCCAUCAGAAAUCUGACAUGAAGAAACACACAUACAUCCACACAGGUGAGAAGCCACACAAGUGCUUGGUUUGCGGCAAAGCUUUCAGUCAGUCGUCCAACUUAAUUACUCACAGUCGGAAACACACGGGUUACAAACCGUUUUCCUGUGAACGGUGUGGACGAUCGUUCCAGCGUAAGGUAGAUCUACGACGUCAUAUUGACACUAACCAUCACCUACACUGAGAUAACUUAUUGAAACUUUCAAAUUGAGUGAAUAUCUUGUGGCUGUGGUAGCGUGUCAUUCAGAUAUACAAAAACACAUACGCUCAAAUUUAUAUACAUACAUGCAUACACACACACACACACACACACACACACACACACACACACACACACACACACACAUACAUAUAUGCAUACAUACAUGCAUACAUACAUGCAUACAUAUAUAAAUAUGUGCUUGUGUAUGUAUGUAUGUAUGUAUGUAUGCAUGUAUGUAUACACACCUACAUACGUGCAUACAUGCACAUAUAUAUUCGUAGAUACAUACAUACGCUCACACAUACACAUAAUCAACAAUCAUCAUUCAAUGAAGUAAUUGAUUAAUAUUUACGAAUAAAUCAAACAAAACUUUACAGACCAAACAGUAAUCCAGAAGCAAAACAGUUACCAAAAAUACCAAACAACCUACAGACGAAGGAACCGAACCCAGUCGUUAAACUGGAUUAUUAGCGACAUUGGAACAAGACGCUUGAUUUUCUUGCUAGCCACUUCUACUGGCAACAUCAACCUGUAUAUUUUUCCUAUCAAAAUUUUUUAAGUGUUCAAAUCUCAGUAUGUUAGAAUCACAUACCGCAAGAGUCCCAGUUGGUACGAAUUCUAUAUCUUGUGUUGCCUAAAACGUUGUAAGAAUCACAAUGCUCUGUGAAACAAUAUCGGAUUGUUAGAGACACAUUAGAUAUGAAAUCCAAAUUCUCUGAGUUCCAAUUCACAGAGCUAAAGCCUGAAUCUGUCAAGAACUUCACAGUUUCAGAACAAAUACCUCACAUACUUUUAUAAUGAUCCAUUUUAUGAACCUCGACCAGCUAGAAAUAAUAAUCUUAUCCCCCUCACGAACCGCAGUCUACUGUCUUAAUCAAAAACAUAGUCCUUAUAUACAAAAUGGCAAGGUGGUCACGGCUGUAACGCCUUUGAUCGAAGUCUGCUUCAUCCAAAAUAAUUUGGCGCUGGUUAAAAAAAAACAUACUUUUAGGAAGUAUUUCGCUAAAGGUGAAAACUUUUCUAUUUCAAAAUCUCCAACACAACAUUAUUUCAAGCAUACGCGAGGUCUUAUGUGAAACAUUAUAUAUAAAUUAUAUUUAAAAUAUUUAAGGUUAACUGCCACCAGAUAAAAUAUACGAAAAAAUACAUUUCCCAAAUUAGUGCUUAUAAUAUCAUAUAGCUCUUAUUACAUCAUCACAUA